AUUUUUCCUCUUUUAACUCAUUUACUGCCAUCGAUAGUGAUAUGUAUAAAAUACAUUUAAACUGGGAUGGUUGGCAAUAAUCUUUUUAGUGCCAUUAACAUCCAAUCUAUCUUGACAGGAGAGGUGGCGGCGAUCCCAGUCAAAAGGGAUUAGACUUUAAUAUUACCAGAUUCAAGUCAAAAUAUUACAAAAUAAAGACAUAUGUUGUGAUACUAUGAGAAAAGUCACAAUAUUGCGAUGGAAAGUAAUGUUGCAAGAAUAAAGUCAUUUUGUAAUACUACAAGAUUAGUCGUAAUUAAACAGAUUAAAGUCGUAAUAUUACGAAAAGGAUCUCUGUGAAACCUCCCUGUCAAAAUGGAUUGGACGUCUACUGACGUCAAUAUCAGGCAUUUAGCUUAGAAGGUUGUUGACUUGUUCGCUUCAUUUCUGUGUUUAAAGUGGUAAUUUGAUAGAGUAACUGUUCAAUGCAAGGGCGUAGGUUUGGUCUCAACAUUGUUUGGAACGUUAUUACCGAAUAUGCACAUAAUGCAAACAAUGAUCCAAAUAAGGGUCACCUAGCAUGACUUCGUUGUUCCUUGUGGAGGCUGGCCUGACCACAGUAGUUUUGACUGUUAGCAAGUUUAAUCUUAGGCUAACUGUUGCAGGUCGGACUUUCAGUAGCAAAAUUAGUGGUGUUUCUCCCACCUCCACAACAUUGACGUCUUUUUACAUGACUUACAGUGGCAGCUGCUGGCCGGAAAAAAAAAACUUUUAAUAUCCUUCUUCUCUGAUGGGGGCGGCUUGUUGUCGACAUGAAUAUGUUGGGGUUGUGUGAGUGGCGGGACGGCGGGCUUCAAGUAGUCAGUCAAAGAAAUGUGCGUUUGAGGUGGGAAAAAAAUGGACCGGCACAUUCAGCAAGUGAAAAGGAAUAAAUGUUGUAACCUGGGUUCUACAGGUUGUAAAGAAGAAGUCCAGGUCAGUGGUGCAGAAAUGAUGACGAACAAAAUGAAAACUGGGACAUGUCGGAAAAGGACACCUCCAGUGUCGGACUACAUAAAAAAGCCACCCAACGCCUUCAUGUUAUACAUGAAGGAGCAGCGGCCUUUGGUGAAGGCCCAGUUCGUCAAUAUGGACAGCGCCUCCGUGAAUCGGAUUCUGGGGCAGAUGUGGAAGUCGCUGACAACGACGGAGCAGGAAAAAUAUUUCGCUGAAUCGGAGAGGCUUAGUGCGAUCCACGCCGCUACUUACCCUGGUUGGUCCUGCCGAAAUAACUACGGGAAAAGGAAGAAGAGACAAUGGGGCAAAGAAGCUACUCUUCAAAAUAACCCAAUCGAAUCCUUGAUCACGACUAACUUCUAUACCCCUGAGAUCCCAGUGCAAGCCCAUUUGCCGUCCACAUCCACCUGUGACAUUCGGUGCCUCUUCGGUGACAUCUCCAGUUAUGCAAAUUGUUAACUCCACCAAUGAUGACAAUGAUCUUUUUUUUUUUAGAUGUUUUCUUUGAUGUAUAGUGUUUAUGUAUGUUCCAUUGUAUUUUGAUUGUUAAGAUUGAAAGAGAAAUGUUUUUACUCAAUGAAUUUGAAUGAUUUUUAUUACAUUUGAAUGAUUUUUAUUACAUUUGAAUUAUUUUUAUUAAAUCUUUU
Messenger RNA from Corythoichthys intestinalis (scribbled pipefish), 1622 nucleotides. RefSeq names its product transcription factor 7-like 1-D. The record is from RefSeq and is a predicted model, not a curated record. Gene Ontology annotation, cellular component: beta-catenin-TCF complex; chromatin. Bases 877 to 1434 code for a protein of 185 amino acids. The transcript is spliced from 8 exons. NCBI's taxonomy places the organism in Eukaryota, Metazoa, Chordata, Actinopteri, Syngnathiformes, Syngnathidae. Gene Ontology annotation, molecular function: RNA polymerase II cis-regulatory region sequence-specific DNA binding; DNA-binding transcription factor activity, RNA polymerase II-specific. Gene Ontology annotation, biological process: canonical Wnt signaling pathway; regulation of transcription by RNA polymerase II.